CGAAACUCAACACCAAAAAUCAGAUUGAUGCUCUUGAUCCGGAAAAUCCCAAAGAGAAUAUUCAUCACCGCUACCCGUCAACAACUCCGUCUCACCACUCGAACUCGCACAGUCGUCCGCACAUUCCACUCUGCACCCCCCAUCAUGUCCAACUCUACCUCCACCUCCGCAAACAAAGACGACAGCAGGAAAGUCGCUGGUGAAUCCGAGGAUUGGCAUAAGCAGCCUCCAUAUGGCCUCGCUGAGCUCGAUAAGGAGUUCAAGGCAGAUUGGGAAGCGUCAUGUUACUGCGGCGGUGUACAGUACGAGGCAAGGGGUGAUCCACUCGAUGUCAAGUUCUGUCAUUGUAAGGGUUGUCAGCGUCUACACGGUGCUCCCGCUCAAUGGGCCGCAAUCUUCCACAAAAAGGAUAUCCACAUAACAACCCCCGCCUCAAACAUCGGCUUCUACAACUCCGAACACGACAAACCUGACCGUGACCUGCCCUGCAAACUCCACUGCAAAAAUUGCAAGUCUCCCAUCUUUGACGAAGGCCGAAACAUGGUGAUGCUAUUCCCCACCCUCAUUAAAUUCCCUCGCAAGGCAUCUGGUCUUAAGAAUCCCGAGGCGGAUCAGACGUAUGUUCCGGAUGUAUGGAAGGCAAAGUGUCAUAUCUUUUACAAGUAUCGGGUUAUGGACGUGCUUGAUGGGACGCCUAAGUGGAGUGGGCAUAAAGAUGCCAGUGAUCCGUGUGAGGAGAGGAUUAGACGGAUGAGUACUGUUGAGGGGAAAGAGGCGCAUCAGAGUGGGGAUAAGGAGAGUUCGGAGAAGACUGAGCCUGAGAAGGGCAAGAAGGAGUAAACAAAUCAAAGAAGACGGCGUUGUGGUUGUGUUUAGCGAAAUGGGGGUUGGCGAACGGAGUUGUGUCGAGAUAUUGAUCGCGGCGUUAUAUUUCUUAGAGGAACAGAAUACAUCUAUCAUAUUACGUACGACCAAGAACGGAUAACACGGGUAUCAUACACUCCACGGCCAAGCCCAACCUACUUAUUCUUAUGAAACAGCCCCGCAAUCAUCAUCUUUGCCUUAUCCGCCAGCCCAGC
Messenger RNA from Saitoella complicata NRRL Y-17804, 1079 nucleotides. RefSeq lists its product as uncharacterized. The record is from RefSeq and is a predicted model, not a curated record. The transcript is spliced from 2 exons. NCBI's taxonomy places the organism in Eukaryota, Fungi, Ascomycota, Saitoellomycetes, Saitoellales, Saitoellaceae. Bases 145 to 840 code for a protein of 231 amino acids. Gene Ontology annotation, molecular function: carbon-sulfur lyase activity.